Messenger RNA from Chinchilla lanigera (long-tailed chinchilla), 1553 nucleotides. RefSeq names its product family with sequence similarity 110, member B (gene Fam110b). NCBI's taxonomy places the organism in Eukaryota, Metazoa, Chordata, Mammalia, Rodentia, Chinchillidae. The record is from RefSeq and is a predicted model, not a curated record.
CGCUUCUUCAACUACUGCGGCCUGGACCCCGAGGAGCUGGAGAGCCUGGGCAUGGAGAGCUUCGCCAGGGCCAGCUCCGACAUCGUGUCGCUCAACUUCCGCAGCGCCAGCAUGAUCAGCUCGGACUGCGAGCAGUCUCGGGACAGCAGCAGCGACCUGCGCAACGACGACAGCGCCAACGACCGGGUGCCCUACGGCAUCUCCGCCAUCGAGAGGAACGCCAGGAUCAUCAAGUGGCUGUACAGCAUCAAGCAGGCCAGGGAGUCGCAGAAGGUGUCGCACGUGUGAGCGGCGUCGUGAGCUCCGCGCCCCGCGGCCCCGUGCUGUGCCCACUUGCAGCUGCACGCCCUCCGCCGGCGCCCGGCCUGGCUCCCCGUCGCCGCCGCCUGUCCCGGGCCGGAGGCGAACGGGGGCUCUGCCCCUCAGCGCGACUGUUUACACGGAAGAUGGUAUACGGUCUCUUCAAUAUUUAUGUGGUUCUGGUGUUUUUAUAUCCCACGCUAUUGUGUCUUAAUUAAAAGUUUUGUCAGCUGGCCUUCAAGUUGAGAGCAGAACCUUGAAAAGAAACCACUUUGCCCACUUGUGGGAGCGUGAGGGCGGGGCGGGGGAGCUGGCUCCAGGUAGUGACUGCCCGAGGGCGGGAGCAGGGUGGGCCAGCCUGGUAGCACUUGUUCUUUCCGUGCUGCAGUUUCUCCUGACAGUAAUGGAGCGAUCGCGGGCGCAACAGCGCUGCGUUUUGUGUCCAGUUCGCUGCUGGUGAUUUUGUGUAAUGCGGAGUCCAGGGAAAGACAAUCAGAUACAACAGAGGAUGAUUAAACCUAGCAGUCGGGGUAGUUGCGGGUUGUGCUGUUGUUCAGAUUAGGGUAAGUCAGAAAUUCUGCUAGUAUUAAUCUUUGGGCAGAAGUGGACCCCAAAAGCUGAAACUGAGCAUCUUUUUAUUUUUCUUCCAGAGGUGUUUCUUGGGUGUUUUUAUUUUUGUCCCUCUCGUUUUACUGUCUCGGCUUCGGUCAAGGACUACUAAUUUGUGCUGUUUCUCUUCCUUUGCUGUGCUGUUAUUGGGGAGGCGGUGGGGCUGGCGCAGGUUCAGCUGCGUGAAGACAUGAACGGAAGCAGAAAUACGAGCCGUAUCGGCCUGGAGCCACCUGCUCCAGGGGAGCGCACGUGCGAGCUGACCCUCUGAGCAGCGUGAUCCUGUUGGCCUGCGUAUGUUACUCUCUCGAGCUGUGACUCGUACACCGCUAGGAAAGUGCAGGAACACCGUCCUCUGGAGCUCUUGCACCCUGUGGUCCCCGGCACUGCCCGGCACCUGUCUUCUUUUUUCCCCAGUAACGCGCCCUCGGCGGGCCCACGGCGCCGCGCGGUGGCAGAGGUGGCCCAACGCGGUGGCCUGAGUCCUUGCCUUUGUGAAGUUCCCUGUAGCACCGCCUUGGACUUCGUCACCUACUGGGAAACUUUCUAUGGUGUAAAUGCUGUAAGACUUUGUAUAUACUUCAGUUGUUAUUAAAUCUUUAAGAGAAGAGAAUAAUUAUGCUAAUAAACAGCUCUGAAGCAGG